This is a messenger RNA of Rubroshorea leprosula, 536 nucleotides long. NCBI's taxonomy places the organism in Eukaryota, Viridiplantae, Streptophyta, Magnoliopsida, Malvales, Dipterocarpaceae. The record is from the annotation of a GenBank genome assembly.
CAGUGGGCUAUGGAGGCAAUGAAUGUGGUAAAAGCUAGAUUUUGACCUACAAAAAAUGAAAAUUAGGGUCGUGUAAACUCAAAUUCAAGGAAAAAAACAAGGAAAACCAACAACAAAAACGAAAAAAAAAAAAAAAAACUCACAGUCACGGGCAGCAACUUGCAAAAGGCACAAAUCAAAAGGUGAUGGAGGCGUGGUGGCUUAGAGGUGAUGGAUCUGGACCAAAAAGGCAUGGAUCUACAAGGAAAUAUGCAAAUGCCGACUGUAAAUCCAAGGAUCGACCAGGAGAGGGGCCAACUCACCAUUACCAUCACUGGUGUGGAGAUUCCAACAACAAGGGCCUCGACGAUAAGAAGCAACAACAGCGACAACAAGAACAACGCCAGAGAACAAACCAGAUUGCUGUAAAGGAAGAAAAAGAAAUGGGGAACAAAGGGCAAUGAGGGGGUUAUCAAUGAGUAUAUUCGAUAGCAAUGCUGUCGAAUAUACAAAGGAAACGUCGUCAUUUCCUCACAUAAUCAAUAUUAAUGCUGUUG